AUGCCACCAUUACUUCCUCGGUCGGCUCUCCUCCCAAGAGGAUCCAUAUCACGAGCCCUCUUCUCCUCCACCGCCGCCAGACCCUCGCCGCCCGAGAUCCCUCCAGAGUCCCCUCUUUUCAUAAACAUUCCGAACCCGCCGCAAGAUCAGUCCAUUGAAGCCCUGCGCGAACUCAAGCCUAUCAAGGGUCAUCUACCCGUACCGCGCCAGGUUUUCAAGAAGCGUGAUGGUCACCUUAAGCCCCAAGAUGAAUGGCUUUCGCGGUCUGCACCUGAGCCCUCCUCCGAACGCUCUAAACAGGCCCCUCGCUCCGAGAUUCAAGCAUGGAAGCGCCAAAUAGCCGCUUCCCGCCGAGAGAACAUGCGCGAGGGUGUUCGCGCUCUAUACUCUCGGAAGCAGCUCUUCGAUAGCCGGCGACUUGAGCGGCAGACUGCGAGGCUAGCUGCCCACAGAGCCGCUGCUACGGCCCCCGAGCGUGAGGACGAGCGGUUAACUCGCGGCUCGAUCAACGCCGGCACAUUACAAACUAAGGUACAUCCGGACCCGGAUCGUUUCGAGCGGGCCCUCGAAUCCCGCGCGCGCACCGAGUCCCUGACCACACAGAGAAGCGAGGCCCGUCGUGACGCAAUCCAGGAGCUAUAUAUGAAGGCACGAUCCUUCAUCGUCGACGAAAAGGAUCUAGAGACCGAAGUCGAGCGCCUGUUUGCCCCUGACUACUGGAAGAAGAUGGGUCUGUCUGCUAGCGGUUACGAGGUGAACAAUAUCUGGGACUUGGACGGCAAGCCCAAGACCAUUGCCAAUAUGCUGAACGAUGUAUCGCGGACUACAAGUCUAUUGGUGAAGAACCUAGAAACAGAGAAGACCCGAACCCUCAAGAGGCAGAAGGAGGUUGCCGAGGAAUUGACUGGUGGUAAACUGGACGAAGUCUUGUAA
Messenger RNA from Daldinia childiae, 933 nucleotides. RefSeq lists its product as uncharacterized. Lineage: Eukaryota; Fungi; Ascomycota; Sordariomycetes; Xylariales; Hypoxylaceae. Bases 1 to 933 code for a protein of 310 amino acids. The transcript has a single exon. The record is from RefSeq and is a predicted model, not a curated record.